Molecule: messenger RNA, 1055 nt
Organism: Suillus paluster
Lineage: Eukaryota; Fungi; Basidiomycota; Agaricomycetes; Boletales; Suillaceae
Product: U3-containing 90S pre-ribosomal complex subunit-domain containing protein
Exons: 4
Coding region: 1-939 (312 amino acids)
Cellular component (GO): nucleus; 90S preribosome
Source: RefSeq, a predicted model, not a curated record
AUGAAUGGUCAGCGAGGCGAUGACUUGGACGAUGACUUCGUGCCAGAUGAGCUCGUCGCUACUUCUGACGAGGAAGAUAAUGGUCCAGGCGAUGAUAUAAGUGGUCUUCUCAGUGCGGAUGAAGAUGUCGAGGAAGCGGAGGCUACUAUCAAAGAGAAAUCAGCGACAGAAAAGAAACGCAAGCGGAGAGAAAAGGAAAAGGAGCGCAAGGCCAAGAAGAGGAAAUUGGCAGAAACAGUCGAGGUUAUCGAGCCUCUUUCAGUGGCAGCGCAACCUGCUCACAAUCUUGCAGACUAUUUGUCAUCUAUGCAAGCCAAAGCUUUCCCUGCAAUGUCUGGGAUAGAACUCGGGGACGUCAUGAUUCCCGAAUCAUCGAUAGCGGACACGACGCUAUGGACGGGAUCGAGAUCAUUAGACCAUCUGGUUGAAUUCAUUAUCGAAGUUCUUCCGGCGCUGCACACUCGGCUAUCGCAAAGGUCUAAAGUUAAUGGAGCUCCCACCUUGCUGUUCAUUGCCGGAGCCGCACUCCGAGUUGCUGAUGCGACCAGAGUUCUCAGGGAUAAGAGACUGCGUCGUGAGAAAGGUGCAGAUGUAGCAAAGUUGUUUGCAAGGCACUUUAAGCUGGAAGAGCACGUUUCUUAUCUCAAGAGGUCAAAAAUUGGUUCUGCUGUUGGCACUCCUGGAAGAAUCGGGAAACUACUAUGUGAAACUGGUGAGCUAAAUACUACCUUGGAAAACAAUAUGUCUGAAACUUUCUCAGACGCCCUCUCGGUAGCUCAGCUCACACACAUUAUCUUGGAUGUAUCAUAUCAAGAUACGAAGAAAAGAAGCUUGCUUGAUAUCCCAGAGACUCGGGACGAAGUAUUCAGAACUGUCCUUGGGGCGCCGAAGGUACUCAAGGGUAUUCAAGAGGGGAAAAUCCAACUGGUGCUUUUGUAGUGGAUCCCACAAUCAUGAGGGAAUUAAGUUUGUUAAAAGUACGAUAACACAAUCUAUAUGUAUAAUGAGAGGGAGCACAUCGUUUAAAAGCCCUUCGGGUUGACUCUUAGUGUAAG